GCUUGGUCGGCUUGGGCCUCAAAUUUUAGAGGCCAUAGCGGAGGCUGCGUCCUGCAAAGUGUCGAAGCAGAUUGUGUUGUCUGAAAAACUUGCCCUAACUUAAAUUUAUUUAUUUUUCUCAUCCCCUACGACGCUCCGCAGGACGCAGCCUCCGCUAACGCCUUAGGCUCAGGUGACACCGUGACAAGAGUCAAUCCUACGAAAAUUAAGGAUUCCUUCUAGUGAGUUGAGGACCUGAGGUUUUCUGUAGCAAUGAUCAAUCAAUCACUGCUACUAAAGUUGAUUCCUCAUCCUGAAAUCAAGAAAGGACACUCUUCUUAGGAUCUGGUGAGGUUAUUUGCCUUGAACUCGAAUCAGAUCAUUGCAUAUUGAGGACACUAUUCUUAGGAUCUCUUGAGGUAUUCAGGUUGCCACCGAUUAAUGAGAUGCCUCGAAAGCCAGCAAGACGACGCCAAUUAUUGAAAGCUCAGUCGGUCACCUUCUCCCCAUUUGGUCGUUCAGUCGCUCGAGUUGCCUCUGCUUACAAGGUCAAGCGUCACACCCAUAACUCCAAGGUCCGCAGAAAAUCAUCCCCCGAAUCUACAGGUAAUGGGUUUAUCGAUUAUGCUCUUGCUAAUAGGAGUGAACAAUCUGAUUCUUCUGACGAAGAAGAGUUCGAUGGAGUUGUCCAAGCAGAUUUCGCUUUCUUUGAUCCAAAACCUGAUGACUUCCACGGGGUGAAGGUGUUGCUGCAAACAUACCUUGAUGAUAAGGAGUGGGAUUUAAGUGGUUUUGUAGACUUAAUAUUGGGACAAACAACGGUAGGGACUGUUGUUAAAGUAGAGGGAGACGAAGAUGAUGGAGUUUACUCUGUUGUUACUGCCCUUAACUUGGGAAGAUACAAGGAUCAUAAGUGUGUUAUGGAGCUCAAGGAGUUCCUGCUUGAAGUAUGUCAGGAGAAGGAUGUUCUUCAUAACUUGAGAUCACUUGUGGGACAGCAAGCACAGAGUGUGGGUCUCUUAGUUUCUCAGCGUGUUGUCAAUCUUCCUCCACAGCUUUUGCCACCUCUUUAUGAUGCCCUCUUUGAUGAAGUAUCAUGGGCUACCGAAGACGAGCCGACAAAGGAGCUCCAAAAUUCCUUUUGCUUUAGGUUUUACCUGCUGGUCUCUAAAAUCUACAAGCACAAAAGUGCAGACCAGAAAAAGAUGGCUAGUAGUAGUAGCAAUGAUGAAGCUAUAAUAUAUGUUAAGCCUGAAGAUGAAAUUUUUCACAAGCUCAGCUUGUGGUCUUUCAGUUUUCCAUUGCGCACUCAGCAGCAUGUACCUCAUGAGCUAAGAAGUUACAGGCUAAUGGGUUUAGUCAUGGUUGUUGAAGCAGACAAGGUUUCUACAUUCCGACAACAAUUGCAAUCUUUGAUAAAUGAAUCAUGAAACCAUCAGAAGGUCUCCAAGGUGCCAGUUCUGAUGUGUCUUUGUACUUUUCUCGCACCACAGGCGCAAAAGGAUUCAUCUGAUCCAAGACCUACCCGAUAUCUGCUGGCCAUUUGGUAAAAUUGUAGCCAGAAAUUACUUUUUUAUUUCGUAGUGUACCUUAUUAAUUAGAAAGUUUUAAUAGGGCAUGAGAAAAUUUUUGUUUACCCUCGUUGGCCUUUGAAUUUUGAUAAACAGACGGCAAAGACUUUGUAGACUUAGUAGUGCCUCUUAAGGACUCGAUAAAAAAAUUGAGCCCCAAAUUUUGUUAUUACUUAUUGGCUGUCACUUAGUUAAAUAGAGAUGCUUCAUGGAGAAUUCUGUAUGAA
Messenger RNA from Cornus florida, 1777 nucleotides. Its product is annotated as protein BCCIP homolog. NCBI's taxonomy places the organism in Eukaryota, Viridiplantae, Streptophyta, Magnoliopsida, Cornales, Cornaceae. The transcript has 13 exons. Gene Ontology annotation, cellular component: nucleus. Bases 426 to 1409 code for a protein of 327 amino acids. The record is from RefSeq and is a predicted model, not a curated record.